CCAUAGUGCCCUACAAGCCAAUAGACGAGGGGGUGUCCAUUUAUAUAUUUCGUUCGUUCGUUCGAUCGAUCGAUCGAGAGAGAGAGAGAGAGAGAGAAUGGUGAGGGAGGUAGCUGAGAGUUGUGUGGAGAGUCUUCUGACCGAGAUCGUCUCUCAGUACUGCAAUGGCAUCUACGCCAACAAGCCCGACCUCGCCGCUCGGAGGAUCGAGGCCAUCGGCUAUCAGGUCGGUCACCAGCUCUCCGAGAGGUAUACAAUGGAGCGGCCACGGUUCAGUGAUCAUCUAGAAGCAAUCAAGUUCAUUUGCAAGGACUUUUGGUCUGAGCUCUUCAAGAAGCAGAUAGACAAUUUAAAGACAAAUCAUAAGGGUACCUUCGUAUUGCAAGAUAAUAAGUUUCGUUGGCUUUCGCGCAUCUCAAUUGCUCCGUCAUCUGCAAACAGUGGCUCAAUUCAAGAUCCUUCUGCUAUGGCUGAAAGCAAGGAAGCACAAGCAACGGGCAUGUAUCUCUACUUUCCAUGUGGAAUCAUACGAGGAGCUCUUUCAAACUUGGGAAUCCCUUGUGCCGUUUCUGCUGAUAUAUCAAACCUUCCUGCAUGGAAUUUUCAAUACUGUAUCUCCUUAGUGGUGGGUGCUUUGGAUUGAAAUGGAAAGCCCACAAAGCCCAGAUCAUUCUGCAUGGAAAGUCUUGUAUGUAAAUUGUGCUUAUAUAGCACUAACAUAGGAGUAAUUUGUCCCUUUGAUGUAAUCUCAACAUAAAGAGCAUUGGUGUGAGCCAUUUGCCCACGUCCCAACUUUUUAACUGCAGAGUGAACCAAUUGCUUCUAUCUAGGGUCUAUAUUAUCUGGUUAGUUAAUGUUCCUGAGCAAAAUACAAAAAAAGAAAAAGAAAAGAAGGCCUACCUUUUAACUAAUUUUACAUUUUGUAUCCAAGUCAUGCAAAUUUGUUAAUCUCAUUAGAAAAUAUGCCAAAAUGGUUGCGCAAGCCGUUUACACAAGAAGUAUAAGCAGCAAAAAAUAAAAAUAGUCCACUCUUAAGCCCUCAUUUUCACGUAAGAAUAAACAUUAAAAUCUUUCCAAUGGGACUAUGGGAGGAUAUACAUAUAAGCCACAUGAAGACAAAUCAACACGACAGAUUUAUCCCCCAAGUAUGCAGUGCCACCCCUUGGCAGAUUAUUACCUCUUUUGUUCCGUUGCUUGUCAGCCAUGAUGAUCACAAAGAAGCAACCAAUUCAUGAUCCUACAGGCCUCAGUUUAUCACCUCCAAGCAAUUGACAUCUUAUUGCUGGACAAGGGGAUGAUCCGGCACCCUGAUAAAAAGAAAAGGGAUGAUCUGGCACAUAAUGAAACCAUUUAGGCACCUUAUCUUCCUUGCUAGAAGCCAUGACUCAAAAGGUGGUGGACCUUUCCUGAAAUAGUCGUUGCACCUGUAAUUCUAGUUUGGGAGUACAUUUGCCCGUUUAACCAAAUUAUCAGUCCUCAAAAUGCUUCCACCAGCCCUUGUGUUAUAAGUGACAUGGUGCUUCCUCUUAUCAAUGGGUCCAGUUUGACUCUUACAUCCCCUUGCUUAUCAAAAGGGUAGUGACUGAUCUCCUAAUGAACAACAUAAGAAAUAUUACUGUAAAUCCUCUUCAACACUCAGUCCACCCAAACGAAGUCACCUUGCCAAUGAAAUUUGUUAGUCUAAGGUUUGAAUGACAAGGAAUUGAUGUAGGUUGUUUUUUGUCAUAUUGUUUUUUUCCUCCGAAAAUGAACUAUAUGGAUUGCGAAGCGAGCAAGGCAUAUAGAAGAAAUUGUUUAUUAGAGUAGCUAAACGAACAGGAAAUAAAAUUUGGAGUACAUCAGAUAUCUAGUUUCAUAAUUGAGAUGUUUAGAGUCAAAGUGAUUCGAUGUAUGUUAAAAAAAUUUGUGAUCUCCUACAUUAUGCUUUUUUAUAAAGGCAGUAGGGGGCAACCAACAUGUGCCAACUGUCCUGGACAAGAGGAGCCGGGGGGGAGGUUUGGGUUCUCAUGACGGGCUUGAGCCAUAGUUUAACCCCAGCCCCACCUAGGGCAUAGUGGGAAGGAGCCGGUGAUUUCGGAUUUAAUAGAGAUGCAUCUCUUGAAACGUCGCCCAAGAGAAUCGAACCCAGGUCCUCCUAGUCACCAAUACACUUGGGAGUGAGCAACUUAUCACUUCACCACCACCUAGGCAUAAUCCAUAUACAAUGAUUUUGAAACAAAAGAAAGAGAGAUCAACUACGUAGUAAACCACUUGGGAGUGUGCCAAUCAUCCAUACCCAACUAAAAUGCUUCAAAGAUGAAACAAAUCUUGCUCACCUAAUAUGUUUCAGAAUGUGGGGCCCUUUUUGCUUCAAUCUAAUACCAAGUGGGUGUAUUUCUCGAGUGAAACAACUUAUCAGGCCUUUUGUUCUGCUAGUGGAGCUGAUGGGUAUCAUGAUCAUUGAGGACUUUGCACUUUCGUAAGAGAGAGGUGGAUGCUUGUAAACGAGGCUCAGAUUUACGUUGUGUAUGGAUCUUAGAUUUAUGGAGAGAAUAAGGAGGUGGGAAAACCAAUGUACAGGAAAAAUGAGAAUCCAUCCCGUAUUAUUGGUUCAGCUUUCUAUUAUGGGUUGCCCCAUGUUGUUAGUCCUCUUUGAGAAGUUGAAGUACAUAGUUCGGCCCCGAUUGGACUACAAUCCCAAGGGAUCCCCAAUACAUUGUUUGAUUGUCCAAAAUGUGUAUGGACUACAAGUCCAAGGGGAUUAACAAUCCGGCCCAUAGGGGGAUUGGUAAUACCCCCAUGGACAUGGUAUUGGUAAUCCAAUCCCAAGUGGAGAGAUGGGAAAAGACCAAUUUGCUCUUCGUUAACAAACAUAAUGCCCAAACUAUCCCUAAUCAGGAUCAUCCUACUAUUGCUUUACACUUUUAGUUUCUUAAAGGAGAUUAAAUUCCUUCUGCCGGCGGCGGAAACUAUGGGGUUUUCACCAACAUUUUGGGCCCUCCGGUGCGUUAAUUACUGAUCUGAACCGUUCAUCUUGUAAGGCCCAUAGAGUAGUAAUUUCAUUCAAAAAAUUAGUUUCACCGCACAUCAAUAGGUGUAUAGUUUCACUUGACAGGAUUAGGCCGUUCAUUUUAUAAACUAAAGUUCAACUCUUUUUUUUGGUAAAUCGGGAAUUACCAAUCAAGCUAAACUAAAAUUUUGAUUGGUAAACUAAAGUUCAACUUUUGAUUGGUUUGUCGAUAUCCAUUUUUUUGCGUGAACAUACUACACGUCUACACUAUGGGCCCUACAAGAUGAACGGUUCUGAUUAUAACAAUUAAUGCACUGUGUGGUCCAAAUGGGCGGCGGUGGAAAACCCACCUUUUCCACCGCCGGCGGAAAGAAUUUAAUCUCUUCUUAAAGACGUUUUGUCUAUCCAAGUUUUUUACACUUGGAAUUAUGUGAUAUAAACGGGUUUGUUUUUCCAAUUUUUUUUUACUACGUUUCGUUUUUUCUUAAAUAAAAAAUAUGAUAAUUGAUAUUUAAUAAUUUUUUUUACAAUUUUUGAUUAAAAAAUUACAAAAUGAGUAAUGAUAAUUGCUAAGUUGAAUCUUGACUUGUCAUGGUAAAGAAAAAUAAAAUGCAAAUAGAUUAAAAUGUAUGUCCUCAUUUUGUCUCAGUAAUAAUUAAUGAAUUGAUUUGGUGUGACAUUUUACCUUCCCAUUUUCCCAAACCAACAAAGAAAUAGAAGAAAGAUAGUAGUUAGAGAAUAAAUUCCACACGGAGGGUCCUUGUAGAAGCAAGUUUCCUCCUUCCCAAUAAAAACAAGCCAGCUCACCUAGGGAUGGCAUUUGAGGCAUUCGGGAUGGAUAUUGGUAUAUCCGUACCCGAUCUCCGAAACCGUAAACCGAACCGAAUCCGCCCCUAUACUCGAAAGGAGAGGGGAAGAAUGAACCAUAACCGAACCAAACGUGGUUCAGGUAAUCCCCGAACUGAAUGGGUAACAGAAUUUGAGUUGAUGAUUAGUACCAGAGUCGUCUUCUACAACUGAGCCAUCAACAAGUCUUUUACUCGGAAGCAUAAAGUGCAAUGAAUAGCUGAAACCUCCACAAAACCCCAUUGAUAUGGUCAAAAUUUAGAAACAAAUUAAACAAAUCAAUAUUGGAAAACUUUAUAUACGUAAAUCCAACAAGGAUCGGUGCUAUCGCCGUAAACCAUAACCCUAGCCUAGUUAACAUCAUCAUUUGCGAGAGAUUUGAAAGAAAUACACGAAGAAGAUUAGAGAGUUAAAGAAUGAUUACAAGACAAACAGAGAAAAGGAGGAAGGAAUUUGAGCUU
This is a messenger RNA of Rhododendron vialii, 4296 nucleotides long. RefSeq lists its product as uncharacterized. The transcript is spliced from 4 exons. The coding region runs from base 98 to 643 and encodes 181 amino acids. The record is from RefSeq and is a predicted model, not a curated record. Gene Ontology annotation, biological process: regulation of GTPase activity; endoplasmic reticulum to Golgi vesicle-mediated transport. NCBI's taxonomy places the organism in Eukaryota, Viridiplantae, Streptophyta, Magnoliopsida, Ericales, Ericaceae. Gene Ontology annotation, cellular component: cis-Golgi network; TRAPP complex; trans-Golgi network.